Messenger RNA from Staurois parvus, 1368 nucleotides. Lineage: Eukaryota; Metazoa; Chordata; Amphibia; Anura; Ranidae. The record is from the annotation of a GenBank genome assembly.
AUGAACCACUCGAAGACACGUGUUUUAAACGAAUGUCAGAACCACCUCAACUUCGAAAAUGAGUCUUCGUGGAACGAUGGCGUGGCCUUCAACCGUACCCGUGGGACGUUAAACCACCUUUUCAUUGGAGCCCAAAAGCAGGAGCCUAAUUAUGUGGCCAUACCCGCCACCGUCUUUUGUAGCUUACUCUUCUUAUUUGGUAUUUUGGCCAACGGUAUUAGCAUCCUUACGCUCAUGAGAAAUGGAAGGAUGAAAGUGAGCGCAGUUCGGUUCUACCUCUUGAGUUUGGCCUUGGCAGACAUCUUGUUGCUCUUUACAAUCCCGGUGACUCUUUACCGAUAUUUCUGGCAAUAUUACCCUUGGACGCUCUCUGACUCUGUGUGCAAAUUGUACUUCAUGAUCCGGCAUGUCUACUGUGCUACCACCAGUUGGACCAUUAUCGCCUUUACUUCCGAGAGGUACUUUGCCAUAUGCCAUCCUAUGUGGUCCAUUACUGGGCUUCGGAAAUCUCGCAUGGCGUAUUUGUUGGCCUUUAUCUGGAUUUUAUCAUUUAUCAGCACUAUUCCUGUGGCUUUAGUGUAUGGAGAGUCUGCAGCCUGUAUUUUGGACUAUACAGCCACCACCCAAGAGGAAGUGGUACUUGAUUCCACCGUGUGUGAGAUGCUGGAACCAAAACCCUACAUUAUAUACAAGAGUAUCCUGCAAAUUCGGAGCAUCCUAUACUUUGUAGUGCCCCUGGUUACCAUCAUGAUCUUCCACGUGCUGAUCUACCACCACCUCAGUAUCAACCAUCGCCAGAGGGAGAAGAUUGGCCUAACAAGAACGCAUUGGCGGUUUUCUUCCAAGAGCGUAACUCAACCUCAAAGCCGUCCGCUUUCAGAAAAGAAGGCCCGUCAGCUGAUGGGGGCUGUAGUGGUGGCGUUUUUCCUGUGCAAUUUUCCCGAUACCGCCUCAUCACUCAUGCAGAUCUACAUAGACAACUGGAACACACACAUCCUUAAGGUCUACACCUUGCUGAAGACCUACUUAUCGCUGCUGCCGCUUUGGUACCUCAACAGUGCUCUAGACCCAAUACUAUUCUGCAUUUCUUCUACGUCGUUCCGCAGUGCAUGCUGGGAAACCCUUACGGCUGUUCUGCCAUGGCAGGAUAAGUCAACAGACGGACCAAACCACGCAUACCAUGUUUCCUGCGCUCGGUCUGGUGGGUCUUCCCUCGUGUCGGCACCAAGCACCCGGUCAACGUGGACACUUAAUUCCAACGAAGGAGAGCAAAAAGAAUGCUUCAGUCAACCUCGAACCAAUGAUCCAAAACUUAUUUUCUUCAGGCACCUUGAUGUCAUGGAAAUCAAAGACUACACAUUUCCGUAA